Molecule: messenger RNA, 513 nt
Organism: Corylus avellana
Lineage: Eukaryota; Viridiplantae; Streptophyta; Magnoliopsida; Fagales; Betulaceae
Source: RefSeq, a predicted model, not a curated record
AUGGAGAAACACUUCCUCUGGCGCGCUUGUCAUGAAAUUUUGCCUACAAAAGCAAAUCUUGGGGCCAAGAAGGUGACUGAGGACUCCUACUGCCCAGUCUGUGAACGAGCGGAGGAGACCAUAUACCAUGCGCUAUGGGAAUGCCCUGCGGCCAGGGACGUUUGGAGUGUUGGGUGCAUUAAAUUCCAGAAAAGCCAUUUUGAAGGGCCGUCUUUCCUUCAGGUGGUGGAGGGAAUGUUGAAGAGCUGGGACCAGAUGGAAUUUGCUCAGUUUGCAAACAUUGCUCGUCGUAUUUGGCUUCGGAGAAAUGAGCUGAUUCACGGUGGUGUUUUUCUCAAUCCCAAUUUGUUAAUUCAGCAAGCCAUACGGGCAGUGACUCUGUUUCACCUGGUGCGGAAUGAGGUGGUACCGCAAGAGGUUGCUUGCGAGGCUUCUAAUCACUGUAAUUGGAAAAAUCCUCCAAUUGGGUGGUUUAAGGCCAACUGGGACGCGGGCGUCAAUCAACGUUUUUAG